AUGUUUCGCAAGUUGUCAAAAUGUUGCUACUGCUUAGAGAAGAUCAGUGGCUUCUCUUUUGUGUGCGCUGAAUGUACAGUGAUAAAGAUAUGUGUGAAAUGCUUUGCAUGUGGGGUUGAGGGUGGCAAACAUAAAAAAAUUCACAAAUAUAUUAUAAAGCGUUCUGAAGAUUGUUAUCUCACCGAGAAUCAUUGGUUGCUUUCAGAAGAAUUAAAACUAUUAGACGCUCUGGAUACUUAUGGUUAUGGCAACUGGGAUGAAAUAUCCGCUCAACUACAGUCACAUAGCUCCACAGACUGUCGAGAUCAUUAUGACAAGUUCUAUAUGUCAGGAAUCAUGAAAGAACUCAUGUGUUCACCUUGCCCGUUUCCUCUUGUUAAAGAACACACUUACCCAAACAAACUUUUCGAUUCUGAAGCUGAAAACAAUCCCCCAUGUGAUUUACGAUUAGAUCAUCAGAAGUCACUUGGAUACUUGCCAUAUAGAGAUGAAUUCGAAAUUGAAUAUAUGAAUUCAGCCGAAGAAGUUUUAAAUUCUGUUUAUACGACAUCUAAUUGCAAUGAACUCGACAAAGCUUUCUAUUUAGCAUUGAUGGGUAUUUACAAUCAAUAUAUACAGGAGCGUCAUUUCCGUCAUCGUUUGGCACGUUCACACAAUCUAAUUGCUCACCUUAUGCGUGACCUGAUCCGUAACCAAUCAAAGCAGAAGUUAUCCAACUGUAUAUCCAAAUCUGGGGUAAUCAAAAGAGGAUGCUACGCCAAACGGUCGAGUCAUCUAAGUAUUUCUCGAAUCAAAAAGGUUAAUCGGAAAUUAUGUUACAGUGAUAGUUUCAGGGAACGAGAAACUGCAUAUUCCCCUAAACUAAAAGGUUGUGUUUAUCGGAUUAGUGAUUUUAAUUUUAAUUCUAAUGCUAUGAUAAGUGAACGUGUGGACGCCAAAGUUUUCGGUCAGUCCCUAGCUUUGACACAAAACCAUUUGAAUUGUUCAUAUGAAUCAAUGCCGACGCCUAAUCUGCAACAAUACUGCAUAUCCCACCAGGUUCUGGAAAAUAAUAAUAAGGAUUCCUCUACAGCCAGUUUAAAUAUCCCCGGAAUGAGUAAAAAAUUUGCUGUACCAAAUGUCACUAAAACAUUUCUUGUCCGCGGUGAUUCAUGGCUGACUGAGUCUUGUACCUCAUCAGAAAUCCUUGACUCUGGUAUUAGUUCUGCAGAAUCCUCUUCCAAUUCUACAACUUCGUGUGGCAAUUUUAGUGACCAGUUAAAUUCAAACCCCCUCAAAUCAACCAUUGAUUUGCAGCUAUCCAGUCAAACAGUUUCUGCUCGCCCUCGAUCUAAUUCCGAUUCCGCUUAUGAUACCGGUAUGUUGAGAUUAAAGACCAAAUAUCCUAGCUGGAAUGAUCAAACCUUACCAUCGAAUAGAUUGACCAACAGUGCAUUUUCAGAGAUUGAUCCUGUGCAAAACGUAAUCGGAUGUCUUUUCCAACCUGCUGAAGAAGUAAAGACUCCCUUGUUUGCACCUCGGAGACGGCGUCGGGGACAUCCACCCAGAAAAUUUAAAACGAUAUCAUGUUUAUCUCACAAUCAGAGUACUGGGCAACAAAAUACACAAAAAUUCUUGAAGUGUAACAUAUCAAGCUCAGAAAAUGUUAAUAUUGAAUCUUGUGGAGAAAUUCAGUAUCAUACACCUGGGAAUGAGAUACUUCAGAUUGAUAUUUCAUCGAAUUCGGAUAUAUAUAAUUCUCUUAAAAGUCUUACAUGGCUCGCUGAAAAUGUAGAGACCCCAUUAACGGUCCCCGUACAUCGCCGUCGUGGACGUCCACCUCGUCAUCCUAGAAUACCAUCUUCUAUUUCUCAAAGUGUUUAUAGUGCUAAAAGUUAUGAAAAAACGUUUCUUACGCAUCCUCAGUGGCUGAAACCAUUCUUUCGUUAUCUUUCUACGUCAGAAGCAGAGACAUUCCUUAAAAAUUUAGAACGUGAACGCAUACUACGUAUUGAACUUAGUCAGCUGAUACAAGAUUACUGUAGAUUCUCCAUGAAAACAGCAGUGACCGAUUGUGUAGUUCGUGAGGAUUCAUCUAGUCGUUUCGAUCUCUACAAGAAUUCUUCAUCAUGUUCUUCCGCCUCCACUUCUCCUCCGCCCCCGCCGCCAUCUACUCCAAUCUCCAAAAAGUCAUCAACUUCAUCUGUUCAUCACCGGCUGUCCAAUUUUGUGAAGUUACGGAAACUUAAACGAUCAUUCAGUACAACUACGCGAAAACCGGUUCAUAAUUUUGAUUCGAAUAAAAGGAAUCAAUAUCGCAGUUAUGCACAUUAUAAUAAUCAUAAUCUUCGACGAAUUAAUUUCGCUAAUAGAACUAAUCAAAAAAUUAGUUGUAAACGAACACGAACUGUUUUUAAUUAA
This is a messenger RNA of Schistosoma curassoni, 2400 nucleotides long. Lineage: Eukaryota; Metazoa; Platyhelminthes; Trematoda; Strigeidida; Schistosomatidae. The record is from the annotation of a GenBank genome assembly.